This is a messenger RNA of Ornithodoros turicata, 1083 nucleotides long. RefSeq lists its product as uncharacterized. Lineage: Eukaryota; Metazoa; Arthropoda; Arachnida; Ixodida; Argasidae. Gene Ontology annotation, cellular component: nucleus. Gene Ontology annotation, molecular function: protein dimerization activity. The transcript has 3 exons. The record is from RefSeq and is a predicted model, not a curated record. The coding region runs from base 398 to 1033 and encodes 211 amino acids. Gene Ontology annotation, biological process: regulation of transcription by RNA polymerase II.
AUUUCAGAUUGAGGUGUACGAGGCAGUGGAUACGCUUCUCCAGCAAUACAGUGAAGUGCACCGCUCCAGGGCAAUUGAUCUCAGCCUUCCAAUUUUUACUUUGCCACGGCUGCAAGAAAUCCGAGACUUGCUCGAGCCCCUUGGCGACGCAACAGAUGCGUUGCAGGGUGACAGCGUCUCAGCAGCAAUUGUCCAACUAUGUGUAGUAGCCGCGAAGAAGAAGAGGUGCGUGAGUGCACGUAGUUCUGUUUUUGCUUUUGGUUCCACCGAAGCGGCUGUUUCGGGGCAUCUCUCUUUUGCUCCUAUGUUGCAUUAAAUCUUUUAUCACUCUUCCUACUGGCAAGUCUUGGGUCAUCUCAACUGGCGACGAGGGACACUAUGCAUAUCGACAGUCUACAUGAAAACAGAGAGCUUCAACACAAGCAAUUUUUCAGUGUUUCGUGCAGAACUUUUGGAGCAGCUUAACCGAAGGUUCGAAGCCACAUUGAAGGACAGUUUUCUAAUAGCUGCUUGCAUCCUCAAUCCAAGAAUAAAUCUCAGAAUCUUCGAGUCACGCAUCGCGAAGGGAUUAUCGAAGCCAAGUACUUCGGAGGCAGUCAAGGUUGUGGAACAUCUACUCGACGGAGUCGAGAGGGCUCCAUAUUCUUUCACGGCUGCCAGCGUAACUUCAGCACAAACAACUUCUAAGCCUGAUGCUAAAGUGGACAUAUCUAAAGUUGUCGGUCUAUACGGAGUGCUGGAUGCGGUAUACCCACUCCAAGAGGCUCGGCAGUUGUCUGAACUGGAACGUUACCUCAGCGCAGAAUACGACGCUCGGGAUGUGCUCUCCUUCUGGAGGAAUAAUUUUCACCAGUACCCCAAACUAGGACGUCUUGCCCAAGUAUGCCUCGGGAUACCGGCCACUUCGGGAGCAGUGGAGCGCCUUUUCUCUGUGGCCGGCGCUCUUCAAAGAGCAAGGCGAGCAUCUCUCGUGCCAAGCACCAUAGAGGACUUAAUCCUUGUGUCUGAGCACGUCAGGAAAAACAAAAAUUAACAUUAAAAAACGGACAAGGGGCUUGAACUUUUUGAAUAAAAUGUACUGUC